CGCUAUGAAAUGUUUCGAAGAUCAGCUUUCCCCAAGGCAGCGAUAAAAAGGGUUAUGCAGACUAUCACUGGUUGUUCUGUGUCACAGAAUGUGGUUAUUGCAAUGUCUGGUAUUGCAAAGGUCUUCGUUGGAGAGGUUUUAGAGGAAGCAUUAGAUGUCAUGGAAACUGAAGGUGAAUCUGGCCCUGUACAACCCAAGCACCUACGAGAAGCUGUACGUAGGAUAAGACGUCGUCCAGGGCAGCACAUUCCAACCAUGAAACAGCAAAGGCCACUGUUCAGAAUAUGAGAGUCAAAAAGACAUUGUUAUGUGAAGAACACAAAGAGAAAUAUACCAGAAAAGGAUAUAUACGGUUUUGAGCUGAGUGGUCUGUUUCCAGAUAUAUUAACAAAAGUAAAUGUUCAGUUAAGAUAUUGAUCUUGAAAUACUAUGAGGGAAUAUGUGUUUGUAAUUUUUAAAGUCAUAAUGUUUAUAGGUAAUGUGAAAAGUGUCAAUGAAAUGACAUUUAAUUAAGCAAUAACCUUAUUUCAAUAUAAGGAAAUAUGGCUGAAAACAAGAAUGAUGCAUAAGAAAUAAAUGUGUACAAAUGAUUAGGGGUACUUUGAACUUCUUUAUAAGAUCAUUUAUUGAAAUGAAAUAAAAAAAUAUUGCCAGG
Molecule: messenger RNA, 655 nt
Organism: Penaeus vannamei (Pacific white shrimp)
Lineage: Eukaryota; Metazoa; Arthropoda; Malacostraca; Decapoda; Penaeidae
Source: RefSeq, a predicted model, not a curated record